This is a messenger RNA of Scatophagus argus, 4416 nucleotides long. Its product is annotated as ATP-sensitive inward rectifier potassium channel 10-like. Gene Ontology annotation, cellular component: plasma membrane. The coding region runs from base 2344 to 3660 and encodes 438 amino acids. The record is from RefSeq and is a predicted model, not a curated record. Gene Ontology annotation, molecular function: inward rectifier potassium channel activity. Gene Ontology annotation, biological process: potassium ion import across plasma membrane; regulation of monoatomic ion transmembrane transport. The transcript is spliced from 7 exons. NCBI's taxonomy places the organism in Eukaryota, Metazoa, Chordata, Actinopteri, Scatophagidae.
UUCGCUCUAGACUCCACCUGUGCGGCUCUAAGUCAGCCAAUGGGAUUAUACGACGCUCAUACAUACUAUAAAACCUUUUGGUUUCAGAAAAUAAGAGACAGGAAUGAGGUGGACAACAGACAACACAAAGGAAAGCAAACCCUGACAGGGAGACAGCAAAGACAGACACCCUCACCAGCUGCAUCCAGACUUCAGGUGAAGCCGCCCACCCAGGAAACCACGGAUAGCAUCAACCUAAAGGGAGCCACAUCUCUCACGAAAGGUAAACACGCUCAUAUAACCCGGGCCCCCGUGGAUGCAGGGCCUCCAUUGCCCCGGAUAAGGGGAGCCCCAAACUCUGCAGGACGGGAGGGGGCGUUGAGAAAGGAACAACACCCGCUGGCAGGUUGGAGGGGCCCUCGCAGAUUGAUGUGCGUGUGAAACAAGCCGGGCCAGAUAUUGCGCAGUGCAGGUUUCAUUGUGUGGUGCGUCCCAGCUGCAGAUUCAUGCGUCUGGGCCCCGCCUCAGGUCUCUCAUCUGAGCAUGCGGUAAAUUUAACUUCAGUCAAAAUAAAGUUAAAAGGCAGGCUUUGAAUGGUUGGCUGACAAGGUGCCCUUUACACUUUGAACUGUGAACUUUGAACAGACUGCUCCUGUAGAGACAUACACUAACUCUAUAGGGGAUUAGACUAUAUAUUUUGUUGUAUAUAUCAUACAGGUGCUUAAAAACAAAACAAAUCAAGAAAUCUCACCUUCUUUUGUACAUUCUUGAGAUAAAUUUCCUCACUCAUUAAUCAAAGCACAUUUCAAGUCUUGCUCAUCUAUACGCAGAGUGUACAGUGAUUUUUAGCCACAGCGUGGCAAAAAAGAGUGUAGGUAUCGCUGCAGGGGAAGUCGAAACCAGGGACUUUCCUGUAAAAAUACCUACAGCUGUGAGCCUGACACCUUUCAUGUGAUGCUACUGGUUUACUUCAGUUUGUCUGACAUGGCGAGAAUAAAAAAAAGGGAAGGAGGACAUUAAACCAGACAGAACUACAAAAACAGCCAAGCCAACAGUCAGAUCCCAGAUGUACCGGAGUGGUGUUUUUUGUGUUUUUAGCAGCCACUGUUGGAGAGGGAAGAGAAGGAUACGGUUGGUGUUUAGUUGGUUGCAAUCUGCAACUACACCACUAGAGGUCACUAAAUCCCACGCACUGAACCUUUAAUCUUUAAUCAGGAGACAUUUCAUGUCUAGAACAAAUGUCUUGCAAAGGAAAUGUAAAAAGUAACAGGAAAUGGAAAUACUGAAGAAAAUCUGUGCCGUACUUUCUGCUGCCUUUUGCGUUUACAUCAGCGGUGGAGGUUGCAGCACGUGUUGGAGUAUACUGGUUUUUACUUUGGUGAAUGAAUGUCCACUCACAGCGGGGCCAUGUGUACUAUCCUAUACGCCACCGAGACCCCCCUCCUCCCCCCAGCAGGCGGACAUGGCACAGCCUCACAGAGAUGCACCGACAUUAUCCAUUCACUGCACGCUGGCCAACGCAAAACUGGCAGCAGCCAAACGCACAGGAAAAGAAAAGAGCCCUGUCUUUUUUUUUUUUUUGUCUCUGAUUUGUAAAUACCUCGGAUGCAGUGCAACAACUUCCAGGCUUGUAUCUUAUAACCAUCAAACAUUUACAUGAGAAAGUUGACAAAGACUGAAACAGCAGAGGAGGCCUCGCAACAAAGAGGCCCAUUUAUAGUGUACAGUGAGGGAGAGACACGGAGAGGGAGGGUAGGAGGACAGGCUGGGAGGAGAGUGGAAUUAAUGAAUUAAAAAUGUCGUGAAACAGCGGCUGUCUGAAUAGUUUUGGGUUUAUAUAGAGAGGCGUGCAGGGGGGUCCCGGAGGAGUGGACAGCACAAGCUUCUUUAACUUCUCUCUUGUCCGAGAGCACAGGACUCCUUCUCAGCUUCACACGCAGGAAGAAGUGCAAAGGAGAAGUGCUCAUCUGAUUACAUAAUGACCCAGUAACAGUGAGCCAGAACCGGUACUGCCAGUGCCAGUGUGCUGGGAGACACCAACUGACCACUGGUUAAUCCAGGCCUCUCCUCUGACGGGCUUUUUUAUCCCCUUUUCCUUUUCUUUUUUAAAUAUAAGAUGACAGCGACGUAGAGGGACUGCAGCGAGAAAAACAAGCAAACAAUGUGAUGUCAAAGUGAGAGGUGAUUUCAAGCAUGCCUCGUUCAAAACUCUGACUCUUUUGUCUUCUUUUUUCAAUCUUUUUCCAAAUGCACGUAUUCUGCCUUUUUCACAUGUCUGCUGCACAGAGAAAUUAACUAAGGCUUCAAGUUUCCGAGCUGUGGUCAAAGUGAACUCUACAGAAGGUCUACAGAGAAGCUCCAGCCAUGACCUCAGCCGACCCCCCGUCUUCUGAAGCCUCCUCUCCCCAGAAGGUAUGCCACUCCCAGACGCAGACUGACAUCACCAAGCCCCUGCUGGACUCCACGGGAGGCAACGGAGGUGCAGGCGGAGUAGGAGCAGGAGCAGGAGCCGGAGGGCCCAAUGCUCUUCGAAGGAGGCGCCGCGUGCUCUCCAAAGAUGGACGAAGCAACGUCCGCAUUGAACACAUAAGUGGACGUGGGGCGCUGUACCUCCGUGACCUCUGGACGACUUUCCUGGACAUGCAAUGGCGCUACAAGUUCUUCCUCUUCUCUGCCACCUUUGCCGGGACCUGGUUUGUGUUUGGAGUUCUUUGGUACCUGGUGGCAAUGGUGCAUGGAGAUCUGCAGGAGUUUGACCCCCCCUCCAACCACACCCCAUGUGUGAUGGAGGUGAAGACCCUGACAGGAGCCUUCCUCUUCUCUCUGGAGUCUCAGACCACAAUUGGCUACGGGUUCCGGUGCAUCACAGAGGAGUGUCCUGUCGCUAUUAUCCUGCUCAUCUUUCAGCUGGUCAUCACCAUGGUGAUGGAGAUCUUCAUCACUGGCACUUUUCUUGCAAAGGUCGCUCGUCCCAAGAAAAGAGGCGAGACGGUGAAGUUUAGUCACAACGCUGUUGUGUCAAAUCACGAGGGUCGACCCUGCCUCAUGAUCCGAGUGGCCAACAUGCGCAAAAGCCUGCUGUUGGGAUGUCAGGUGACAGGGAAGUUGCUCCAGACGUCCCUGACCAAGGAGGGCGAGACAGUGCGGCUGGACCAGCGCAACGUGUCUUUCCAGGUGGACACGUCCAGCGACAGCCCCUUCCUCAUCAUCCCCCUGACGUUCUACCACAUCAUCGACGAGAACAGCCCACUCAGAGCCUGGGCAGCCAAAGGUGGGGGAUGGACGGACCCCGAGCUGGCUGACUUCGAGCUGCUGGUGAUCAUGAGCGCCACGGUGGAGCCGACCUCUGCUACCUGCCAGGUUCGAACAUCCUACCUUCCGGAUGAGAUCCUCUGGGGCUACGAGUUCCCCCCCGUCGUCUCCCUGUCUCCCUCAGGAAAAUAUGUGGCUGAUUUCGCCUUCUUUGACAAAGUGGCCCAAACCAAAACCCCACCCCUGUUCAGUCAGUCCCUGCCACCGAGCCCGCCAUCACAGGCGUCCCGUCACCACGGCGGCACGGAGGAUGGGAUGGAUCCGGAGAAGAUGCGGCUGGAGGAGAGAUACAGGGGGGAGGAAAGGGGGAGGGAGAGGGGACGCAUCAGAGACAGCAGUCCACUGAGUGUGCGUAUCAGUAAUGUGUGAGCGAGGAGACAGACGGGAACAGGUUAUAGAGAGCUGAUGUGAAACUGAGAGCAGAUAAAGACAGGAAGGAAAGAAACAGGCUUCUCAACAAGUCACAAGAAAACAUCUCCUCCACUUACAUGCAUAGGACAGCUCGCCUCGGUGUGUGUGUGUGUGUGUGUGUCGUGGAAACUGAACACUUUGAUGACUGAUGAGAGGAUUUCUGUAGUGUGCGUGAUCCAUCUGAUAUGCAUGUUAACCACUGAACUACAGUACUGUUUUCUUUUUUAUUUCUUUUUUAAAUAAAAAUACCUGCAACAGGUGGUGAAAAAUACUGGAAGCAUAUUAUUUUUUUAACGAAGGAAUUUUUAAAGGAAUGCAUCAUAUUUUGUGUACCCAGUAGUUUCUAACAACCCUGUGACUUGUUGCACCUGAAAAUGUUGCGCUGUUUGAUAUGAAUGUUUUGUUUUGGUUUUUCUUUCCGUGUUUAUCGGGUACGUAUGUUUAGUAAUGUUACUAAAAGCACUUUAAUUUGAAAGAAAAGUGGCAUUUCACAUAAGGGGAAUAAAUGAACUAACUCUGAUGCUUAAUGUACUGUAUUAAAUGAUUAAAUCUGCCCGUUGUGUUUGGGACUUGUGUGUGUGCGUUCUUAUGCUUGAAAAUGAGUAAUUUUGUGAGUGCGAUUAUACUGUUUUUAUGCCUUUACUGCCUUAAAAUAUGUGUACAGUAUGCGUGUAUUAAUGUACCUCUGUACAGUGUAUAAAAUAUUUUUUCCAA